Messenger RNA from Olea europaea var. sylvestris, 423 nucleotides. RefSeq names its product probable WRKY transcription factor 56. The transcript has a single exon. The record is from RefSeq and is a predicted model, not a curated record. Gene Ontology annotation, biological process: regulation of DNA-templated transcription. Gene Ontology annotation, molecular function: DNA-binding transcription factor activity; sequence-specific DNA binding. Bases 1 to 423 code for a protein of 140 amino acids. NCBI's taxonomy places the organism in Eukaryota, Viridiplantae, Streptophyta, Magnoliopsida, Lamiales, Oleaceae.
AUGGAGAAUUAUCGAACAAUAUUUCAAUCUUCAUCUUCAACCCCAGCUGCUUCUCACUUGUCUGUAUUAAACAUGGCAAAUUCUCACGCAGGAGCUGAAUUUCAAGAUCAAAGGUUAAAUCAGCACUUGGGACUGCUGGCACCUCGUACUGAAAUUCCUAUUUCGUACAUGAACAAUAUUGUUGCUCAGAGGAAUAACCUCGUAGAUGUUGGAACUGUAGAGGUUAAACCGGACGAGAAAUAUAAGGUUGAGAAGAAAUCUCGAAAACCUAAAUAUGCUUUUCAGACAAGAAGUCAGGUUGAUGUACUGGAUGAUGGGUACAGAUGGAGAAAAUAUGGUCAGAAAGCUGUGAAAAACAACAGAUUUCCGAGGUCUAUUGCUUCUUCUUCUUCCCACUUAAUUUCUGUUACUUUUAACUCAUAA